GAAACUGCAUUGCUGUACUAAAGCUCUGAACUAGCUAGCAACGCGUCUUAGAUAUAUUCCACCAAGCAAAAGCCACAUCAUGCUGUGCUGUGCCGUGCCAAAUUAAAACCACAUCGUGGCCUUCAAGUUUCUGCUAGCUUCGUCCUUCGUUGCUAAUCCCAGCCAGUUAAUCAAUUAAUUCGUCAGAUAGAUAGAUAUAUAUACGCGUUCAUCAGCGUACGUUCUUAUAGCUAGAACUCAUCCUGCUGUGCAAAACCUGCAUCACUAGCUAGCUAGCUAGCUCUGAAUCCUCUAGUUGUCUGAUCUCGAUCGAUCGAUCGACAACUAUCUCGUCCACAUCAAGAAAGCAAAGUUUUCUUGAGCUACGAAUCAAUCGAUCGAUCGAUCGCCAUGGGCAACAGAAACGAGCAGCAGGAGGAGGAGCAGCGGCGGGCGAGGGUGCCGGCGUUCGGCGAGUGGGACGAGAUGAAGGCCGCCGGCGUGCUGCCGGACUACUCCCUCGACUUCUCCAAGAUCCGCGCCGUCCGCAUGCAGCGCAAGGAGGGUGGGCCCCUCACCACCUGGUCCUCCACCGCCGCCGGCGGCGUAGAGGUCGGCGGCGAGACGGAGCGGCGCUCAUCGUCGGCCGCCGGCGUCGUCGUCGACGGCCGUGAUCGCCGCCGCCGCCGCCACCGCCACCGCCGACACAGCAGCGACGGCGGCGCCGACCUCCGCCGGCCGCUCCGGCACGACCGUGCUGCAGCUCCCAAGUUUUGAUCCUAGCAGGAGAGGAGCAAGCUGGGCUACCUGUUCUGUUGCAUUGCUGGAUGAAGGGCAUUGGCAGAAAAAAAAAAUUCAAAUGCAAGAAGGCAAUUCAAGAAAAAACUUAGUGCUCAUACAUGUUUAAUUUCUCCCUCGUAUUUCUGCCAUCUCUCACCGAUCGAUCUGUUGGUGAUUUGGUGGAUGUUGGUGUUCCAUAUAUAACAGCUCGUUGCAUCUGUAAUGUUAGGCUGUCUAGGAAUUCUUUGCUGUAAAAAAAGAAAAUAAAUUCUUGGUUAAUUUUGAUUUUGCCUGGGAUGAAAGCCAUUGAUUUGUAGCCUGUACAUUGCACAUGUUGUAAAUAGUGAAGUCGAGAGUUAUUUUCGCAAUUUUUAAAAUUAAAAUGGUUUCUUCCGAUCUCUUUGAUACCACAGGCGGGCUAAAAAUUAGUAGUCGUUUGGAUUCUGAAGAAUUCAUCGGUGCAGUGAACAACAAGCAUACUGAUCUUAUAGGAUUCGUAAAGGAAAAGGUGAAAUGAUUUCAGAAGAGACGAACAAAAUGAAACGGAAAGUUAAAAAAAUGUCAAAUUAGGGGUAAUACCAGGGACGAUAUUGAAUAAUGUAGGUAGCCAAAAGCUAUCUGUAAUGGAGGAAAAACGAGAGACUGCAAAGUGGCAAAAGGACCCACCUGUAGAAAAGGGGAAUAGGCAAGGGCGUGAUGAGAAGAUCCCGGGGGCAUAUAUGUAAGGAAAACCAUGGUCGUCAGGGACUAACUCGUGAAUUCACAAAAUUGACCAUUUGUGGGUCUGUCUGCAAAGGGAGAGAUUGAGGGUGCAACUGAAAAGAAAACGUGGAAAAAGGACCGAAUUGUAAGAUUCGUAAUAGGCGGAGGGGCAUAUCUGCAACGAAAAUACUUGUAACUCAGGGACCUGGAUGGAAAUCUCAAAAAAAUUUGGACCAUUUCUCGAUUUGUGCGUGUCAUCCUUGCGCAGGGGCCAUGCUAAUCUUCU
This is a messenger RNA of Oryza sativa Japonica Group (Japanese rice), 1747 nucleotides long. RefSeq lists its product as uncharacterized. The record is from RefSeq and is a predicted model, not a curated record. NCBI's taxonomy places the organism in Eukaryota, Viridiplantae, Streptophyta, Magnoliopsida, Poales, Poaceae.